UCAAGUGAGUUGCGGAACGUAUUCACAACCUCUCAACCGCGUCUCACUUCAAGCCGUGUGUGCGCGCGUUUCACCUUGUUCCUUUUUUUUUUUUUCAACGCGGGUUUUAUCGCCACUUUUUAUCCUUUCCCGAUAUUAUCUUUUCCGAUCUACACACACACACACACACACACACACACAUACAGAAACAUACAGACACACACAGAUACACACAUAUAUUCCUUUCGUCGUUCGACGAUUCAGUUAUCCCGGCUCUGCCGUGAUCGUCCAAGCUAUCGCGAUCCAGUGCAUAUCGCUGCGAAUCCAACGUCGUUACAGAAUCCCGUGUACCGAGCGUGAAAUUUUCGAGUCGUGCCGGGAUGUUGCUGCGUAAUCAGACUUUCGUUAGCGGUCCAUUGGCUUUCAUCGGCGAGGAAGCUGGGUAUGUUCCGUCGAUGCGAGAAAGAUUUCUGGGUUGGAACGUACCGCCGGAGUACUCGGAUCUCGUGCACCCCCACUGGAGAGGGUUCAUGGCACCUGGAAAAUAUUGGCACAUCGGACUUGCGCUCAUCUAUUCGAUGCUGCUGGCAAUGUCCUGCGUGGGCAAUUGUUGCGUCAUAUGGAUAUUUAGCACAUCGAAAUCGCUGAGGACGGCUUCGAACAUGUUCAUAGUCAGCCUGGCAAUAUUCGACAUAAUAAUGGCCCUGGAAAUACCGAUGUUUAUAGUGAGCAGUUUCGUCGAGCGUAUGAUCGGCUGGGAGAUCGGAUGCGACAUCUACGCGGUGUUGGGCUCGGUCUCCGGCAUGGGACAAGCAAUCACGAACGCUGCCAUCGCCUUUGAUCGAUACAGAACCAUUUCCUGCCCGAUCGAUGGACGGCUCAACUCGAAACAAGCCGCGGUGAUCAUCGCCAUCACGUGGUUCUGGGUGACGCCGUUCACUGUUUUACCGCUGCUAAAAGUCUGGGGUCGAUUCACUACCGAGGGAUUCCUCACCACUUGUUCGUUCGACUUCUUGACGGACGACCAAGACACCAAGGUCUUCGUCAUGUGUAUCUUCAUUUGGUCUUACGUGAUCCCUCUGACCUUCAUCGUAUACUUCUACUCUCAGUUACUCAAGUCCAUUCGCAAUCACGAGAAAAUGCUACGGGAACAGGCCAAGAAGAUGAACGUGAAAUCGUUGGUGUCGAAUCAGGACAAGGAAAGGAGCGUCGAACUAAGAAUCGCCAAGGUGGCGUUCACUAUCUUCUUCCUCUUCCUUCUAGCUUGGACGCCGUACGCGACGGUCGCCAUGAUCGGAGCAUUUGGCAAUCGCGAGGUACUGACGCCGGUGGCCACGAUGUUGCCCGCCUUGUUCGCCAAAUCGGUGUCUUGCAUCGAUCCGUGGAUUUACGCGAUCAAUCAUCCGAGAUACCGGCAAGAAUUACAAAAGCGAUGCAAAUGGAUGGGCAUUCACGAGCCGGAAGCAACCCACGACUCCGCGUCUGCCCAGACUGAGAAGAUUAAAUCGGACGAGGCAUAAAUCGAGCGUCCCGCACUUCCAGCACGUUGAAGCGCUUACGGGCACGUUCGGUCCUCCAGCAUCUCGAGAUCGAGAUACACUGAACAACAAACGCGAAAAACCACCACCAGUGUCAUCUCGGUCUCUCCCGAUUCCGUAGCACAUGUAGGGUACACGUAGAGAUCGGGAGGAUUCUACGUGGCUACGUGAAAUCUUGAAUCACUAUACAGUCGAUGUUGAACCGUGCAUCGACGCUAAUACGCGAUUGUACUGUUGUUGAAGCAUUAAUAAUAAA
Molecule: messenger RNA, 1773 nt
Organism: Frieseomelitta varia
Lineage: Eukaryota; Metazoa; Arthropoda; Insecta; Hymenoptera; Apidae
Gene: Blop
Product: opsin, blue-sensitive
Exons: 8
Coding region: 360-1499 (379 amino acids)
Biological process (GO): visual perception; G protein-coupled receptor signaling pathway
Cellular component (GO): membrane
Molecular function (GO): G protein-coupled receptor activity
Source: RefSeq, a predicted model, not a curated record